GAUUUUUUCGUUUUUCUUUGCUUUUUUGGGCAACGCCGGAGCAAGCGGCGACUCUCUCUCCCUUCCCUUCCCCCCGCCUUUAUUUUGUCCCCCUUUUUUUUUUCUUCUUCUUCUUCUUGUUCUCAGUUUUGAUUUUUUUCUUCUCGAUCCGAUUUUUCUGUAAAUUUUCUCGCAGCGGGAGGAGGCGCGGCCGGCGCAUCCCCCCGCGGGAGGCGGCGGGACCCGCGGCCCCAGCGCGGAGACUGGCGCAUGCCACAGCCCGCCUCGGCUCCGCUGCCCCCCGCCGCUGCCCCCCGCCGCCGCCGCAUCCCGCCUGCCGGCCCCUUCAUGCUCGGCGGACGACAUGCCCGUUUUGUAGCCGGGGGCCCCUCCUCUCGUCCCGCAUGUUCAGGACCAAACGCUCGGUGCUCGUCCGGCGGCUCUGGCGGAGCCGCGCGCCCGGCGGCGAGGAGGAGGAGGAGGCGGCGGCGGGCGAGCCCGGCGCGGCGGCGGCGGUGGCCGAGCCCCGGGCGCACUUGGGCGGGGGGCGCGGGUGCUGCCCGGGCAAGGCGGGCCGCGGCGGGCGGGCUGCGGCGGGCGCGGAGGCGGAACUGAAGGCGCUGACCCACGCCGUGCUGAAGCGGCUGAAGGAGCGGCAGCUGGAGGGGCUGCUGCACGCCGUGGAGUCCCGCGGCGGGGCGCGGACCCCCUGCCUGCUGCUGCCCGCCAAGGCCGACUCGCGGCUGGGACAGCACUGGUACCCGCUGCCCGUGCUGCUGUGCAAGGUGUUCCGCUGGCCCGACCUCCGCCACUGCUCCGAAGUGAAGCGGCUAUGUUGCUGUGAAUCCUACGGCAAGGCUCACUCCGAGCUCGUCUGCUGCAACCCGCACCACCUCAGCCGGCUCUGCGAGCUAGAGUCUCCCCCUCCACCCUACUCCAGAUAUCCAAUGGAUUUUCUCAAACCAACUGCAGAUUGUCCAGACUCUGUGCCUUCCUCCACUGAAACAGGGGGAACUAAUUGUCUAGCCCCUGGGGGGCUCUCAGAGCCCUGCCUGUGUUUUCCCGUUCCCCCUACUUCCACCUCCCUCCCCUACGGAGUUUAUAACCUCCUGUGA
This is a messenger RNA of Melospiza georgiana, 1094 nucleotides long. RefSeq names its product SMAD family member 7 (gene SMAD7). Gene Ontology annotation, biological process: transforming growth factor beta receptor signaling pathway; anatomical structure morphogenesis; cell differentiation. The record is from RefSeq and is a predicted model, not a curated record. The transcript has 4 exons. Gene Ontology annotation, molecular function: transcription regulator inhibitor activity; I-SMAD binding. The coding region runs from base 384 to 1094 and encodes 236 amino acids. Lineage: Eukaryota; Metazoa; Chordata; Aves; Passeriformes; Passerellidae. Gene Ontology annotation, cellular component: heteromeric SMAD protein complex.